Molecule: messenger RNA, 2517 nt
Organism: Thecamonas trahens ATCC 50062
Lineage: Eukaryota; Apusomonadida; Apusomonadidae
Product: caspase
Exons: 2
Coding region: 1-2283 (760 amino acids)
Biological process (GO): intra-Golgi vesicle-mediated transport
Cellular component (GO): Golgi membrane
Source: RefSeq, a predicted model, not a curated record
AUGGCGAGCACCACCACCUUGCAGUCGCUGACCACCGCGCUGGUCCAUUGGCAGAACUUUGGCCUCUCGGCGCAGCGCGAGUCACUCGACUCUGCGGGCGAGAAGAUUGCAGCUAAUCAGGACGCCUCGUCUGCUUCGCGGAAGAGCCUAGCUGCUGCGACCAAGGCGUUCAACAAGUCGAGCGAGGGCAACGGAAAGGCGGAUGAUGGGGGAGAGGCAGGGGCGGGAGGAACAGAAGCGGGUGCCGGGGCGAGCAAGCCCAAGAGUAAGCCCAAGUUUGCUGUCCUCCUCCGCAAGUACCAGAAGGAGAUCGAUGCGCUGACUGUCCGCGCCCGCUUUGCGGAGAAGCACUUUCUCGGCCUGUACAAGGACCUUGCCGAGGUGCCUGAUCCUGCUCCGCUGCUGGAGCUCUCCAUCGCUGCUCUCCGCGACGCUGCUGCCGACAACGCUGCCGACGAGCUUGCUGCCGAGAACGCCCGCCUCCAGGCGGAGCUUCAGGCCAACGCGGCCGAGUUUGCCUCGCUCCGCAACCAGGACGUGACCAUUGCCCGCCUGGAGAAGGAGGUCCGCGAGCUCAGUGCCGAGCUCGACGGGCAGGUCACCGCCAAGUCGGAAGAAGUCGUCGCCGUCCUCGAGGCCGAGUACGAGGCCAAGGCCGCGCUGCUCGCCGAACGCGAGGCCCGGACCCGUGCCCAGAUGGCUGCCAUGGAGGAGGACUACGCUCGCCUCCGCGCCCAACUCUCCACCGCCCAGACCACCUCGUUCGGCGAGUCGCAGGCUGCCCAAGAGGCCGAUGACGUCCGCGACGCCCAGAUUGCCGCGCUCUCCGCCGAGCUCGGCCGUGCCAAGGCGCGCGUCAUGGCUCUCGAGGCCGAGCGCGCGGCUGCGGAGCGGACUGCAGGCACCGACGUCGGUGGCGCCGCCAGCGCCGGCGCUGCCUCGGACAUUGGUGUCCUUGUCGACCAGGUUGCCGCCCUCGAGCUCGAGCUCUCGCGCAAGGACGUCGAGAUCUCGGACCUGGUCGACGAGCUUGCUGCCGCCCGCGACGACGCCGCCGCCGCCGCCCGUGCCGCAGCCAGUGACCUUGCCCGCCUCCGCGACCAGCUUGUCGCCAAGACCGCAGAAGUCGACGAGCUUGUAGCCGAGAUGGCGCUCGCGCCGUCGACCGAUGUCGAUGCGCUCCUCCGCGAGCUCGCCCUCCUCAAGGGCAUCGAGUUUGGCGAGGAGACGCCGGGCGACGCCCCGCUCGAUGCCCUGCUCAUGGCCAAGAACAAGGAGCUGGAGGCCGGCACCGCCGCGCUCCGCUCCUCCCUCGCCGCUGCAGAGCGCGACGCCGCAGACAUCGCCGCAGAGCGCGACGCUGCUGCUGCCGCCCUUGCCGACAAGGACGCGCUCAUCGCCCAGCUCGAGGCUGACAUCCUCAACGUGUCGGCAGCAGCAGCGGCUGGCCCGCAAACGCCACGCGCUGCGCCCGCAGACGCCGCAGACGCCCGCGAGGCCGCGCUAGUCCAGGCACUGUUGCCCGGCUCGGCCGGCGAGGCCCGGAGCCCGGCGCAGCUCGCGCCGCCAGCAGAUGCAUUUGCCGUCGUCGUCGCACAGCGCGACCGGUUCAAGGCCCGCGUCCUCGAGCUCGAGACCGAGAACGCCACCCUUCACGAGCGGGUCCACACCGCCCGCGCCGCCGCCGACGCCCUCGAGGCCGACAACCUCGAGUUGUACGAGAAGAUCCGCUUCCUCGAGUCGUACGACGACAUUGCUCGCGAGCGUGACGCAACCAUGCUCCGCAUGGAGUCUGGCGAGCUUGGAGGCCCGCUCGCCAUGCCCGCAGGCACCGCAGGCACGAGCUCGGCAGCCGGCGGAGCAGGUAACGCCGGAGGAGGCACAGGUGGCUCGGCAGAGCUCCGUUACCGCAAGCUCUACGAGGACUCGAUGAACCCGUUCACCCUCUUCCAUCGCAAGCAGCGCGACUCGUCUUACAACGAGCUCAACGCCGCCGAGAAAGUCACCCUCAACACCUCGCGCAUCCUCCUCGGCACCAAGUUUGCCCGCACCUUUGUCUUCUUCUACUCGCUCCUCCUCCACGUGCUCGUCUUCUUUGUCCUCUAUCGCCUCUCGGCCUCGUCCUCAACCUGCUCCACCGCCUCGGGCGUGCCCUCGACUUUCCGCCCGGCGGCAACCGCAGGCGCUCUCAGCUCCGCAACCGCAACCGCAACCGCCCUCGCUUCGGCCUCAUCGUCGGCCUCGUCGUCGGUUGCCUCGGUCGCCGCCCGCCUCCUCCGAUGACGCUCAUCUCUCGCUGGCCUCACUUACGACCGUGUAUUGACUGACGCUACAGCGACUGCAGGUAUGCACGGCGCUCAUCAACUCGCUUCUUUCCGUGGCGGCGCACCAGCUUCUUGAGUGCCUUUGACGAGCCCAUGAGGAUGCGGGCAUCGUCGGCCGGCGAGAACGGGUCCUUGAUCUUGGCCACCAGCGCUUCACCGGGCUCGGCGCCGCGCUCGACGAGCUUGCGCAGGU